Messenger RNA from Diutina rugosa, 1014 nucleotides. RefSeq names its product RNA polymerase III-inhibiting protein (gene MAF1). The transcript has a single exon. Bases 1 to 1014 code for a protein of 337 amino acids. Gene Ontology annotation, molecular function: RNA polymerase III core binding. Gene Ontology annotation, cellular component: nucleus. Lineage: Eukaryota; Fungi; Ascomycota; Pichiomycetes; Serinales; Debaryomycetaceae. The record is from RefSeq and is a predicted model, not a curated record. Gene Ontology annotation, biological process: negative regulation of transcription by RNA polymerase III.
AUGGAAGAGGUCGACAUCGAGCUCGUGAACCAAGAGCUCAACUUUGAACCGCACGGGUCCAAUCUCGUCGUCAAGGGCGGCUGCGACUUAUUCUCCAUUAAGAAGGUUAAAGACGACCACCGGUUAUUUAAGACGAUCGAAGCCCAUUUGGACCAGAUUAUCGAGGAUAACGAAUUGCUGAAAUCCGUCGACCACGACCGCACCAAUCUGUUUUCGCUCUACGGGCUGAGCGCCGGGCUGGUGGCGACCGUCGGCCAGCGCCGAAAUAGCCACAUCCCCCCUGGCGGCGGCGAGCGCAGCCGCCAUAACCUGAUGCUGCACCAGCCCGCGACGGCGCACCGCGGCCUGUUUGGCGACGGCGAUGACGAGCUGCCGUUCGGCCCCCUCCGCGAGAUCCACACCCGCAAGACGUUCGCGUACCUCAUUGGCAUCCUCAACACCACCUUCCCCGACCACGACUUUUCCAACUUGCAACCGACGACGGAAAACUUUCACCGCAUCCUGACCGAGGAGUUGAUGACUAAGUUCAAUAAUGUGCUUUUGCUGUUAGGUAAGCGCCAGGACCAGCUCAGCUGGAUCUGGGACACCAUCAACGUCUACAUGGACAUAAUAGCCCUGAAUCAAGGGCUGCCGUUUUUGGCGCCGCAACUGCUGCCGGCGGGGCUGAGGAAGAACAGUUUUGCCGGCCAGGAAGGGCGCCGCGGCCUGGUGAGCAACGGCGCCGGUGUCCCCCAGGGCGCCGACCACAUCCAGGUGUACCUGUUCCAGCCGCUGGACGACCUGAUCUUGGAGGACUUGAUGUACCCGCACCGCACCAUGUGGCAGAACUACUGGUUCAUCUACAACCGCAAAAUGAAGCGGGUGCUGUUUUUGUACCUUGUGGCGCUAAAUAAGAUGCAUUACACCCAGCUGGCGCUGGCGCUGCACCAAAACUUGGCCGACGCGGGGCUGGUGCUCGAGGAAGACGCCCCGAUGACCGACGGCGACGACAUCAUUGGCGACAUGGAAAUGUAA